Messenger RNA from Colletotrichum orchidophilum, 4407 nucleotides. RefSeq lists its product as uncharacterized. Gene Ontology annotation, cellular component: membrane. The record is from RefSeq and is a predicted model, not a curated record. Bases 1 to 4407 code for a protein of 1468 amino acids. Lineage: Eukaryota; Fungi; Ascomycota; Sordariomycetes; Glomerellales; Glomerellaceae. Gene Ontology annotation, biological process: transmembrane transport. The transcript is spliced from 17 exons. Gene Ontology annotation, molecular function: ATP hydrolysis activity; ATP binding; ABC-type transporter activity.
AUGGCCAUCAUGGCGACUUGCGCAUCACCGGGCAACCCCGGCGAUUUCGCCUUCGGCCCGGUGGUGGACUCUUGCGUUCGCAAAUUCGACUUCACACUCUUGUUCGAAGACACGAUUUUGUCGAUUCUCCCAUCGUCGAUUUUCAUCCUCUUGGCGGCUUUGAGGAUAUUUUCCCGCCAUUCGGUACAACGCAAAGUCGCAGGCAACACCUUUCGCCUUUUCAAACUGGCUCCGAUUCUGGUUCUCACUGCCAUCUCCGUCGCCCUCACCGCACUUUGGGCACGUGACGCAGAUCUUACGCUGAACAAGAAAACAGCCGUCGCCGCCGCUGCCUUAACCAUCCUAGACGGCAUCUUCUUGGCCGCCCUGUCCUUCACAGAGCACUCUAGAUCCCUCGGGCCCUCUCUGCUGCUGAGCGUAUUCCUGGUACUGUCCACCAUCUUCGAUGCCGUUCGCCUCAGAACCCUGUGGGUGAAAUCGGUCGGGACCCCAAUCGUCUCGCUCUCGACCGCGGCCUUUGCCCUCAAAUUUGCGCUUCUUGUGCAGGAGGAAGCCAGCAAGCGACGGUGGAUCAUCGACGACGCGAGCGAGUAUAGUUCAGAGGAGACCGCUGGACUGUUCAACCGCGUUGGGUUCCACUGGCUCAACAGUCUGCUUCGCAAGGGAUACUCCUCUCCGCUAUCCAUUGCCAAGCUACCCGUCAUUGACAGACAGCUUCUGUCUGAUUCUCUGUGGGACCGUGUCGGGCAAAAGUGGAAGGCCUCCCCCAAGCAGGGAAACAAUGCUUUGCUUGGAGUCAUCUUCUCGGCUUUGAAGUGGCCUAUACUGGCGCCUGUACCCGCCUACAUGAUCCUCAUCGGGCUCCAGCUCGCACAGCCGUUCAUGAUCAGCACCAUCAUGGCCUACCUUGCUUCCCCUAUUGACCAUACUGAGGACCAGAGAAACAUUGGAUACGGUUUGAUUGGAGCUUAUGGCUUGGUCUACAUCUGCAUUGCGGUUGUGACUGCCGGAUGCCAGCAUCUCGUCUUCCGCUACGCCACCAUGAUGCGCGGCUGCCUUGUGCUCUUGAUCUACGAGAAGACAACCUCCAUGAGCAUCACCAGUGCUGAGGAAGCUGCCGCAGUCACCCUGAUGAGCACCGACAUUGAAAGAAUCGUAAACGGCAUGUCCAAGAUCCACGAGAGCUGGUCAACCCUGCUUCAGAUGGCCGUAGCUCUCGCUUUGCUGUACAGAGAGCUCGGAGUCGUGUUUAUCGUUCCUCUUGUCCUGUUCUUGCUUUGCGCAGUGGGCGCGGGAGUCUUGUCCGGUUCCGCUGGGGCUUUCCAGGCAUCCUGGAUGGCGGCUAUCCAAAAGAGAGUUGCGGUCACUUCUUCUGUUUUGGGAUCUACCAAAGGCGUCAAACUAUCUGGAUUCACCGACAAGAUGUCCCAAAUCAUUCAAGACCUUCGCUUGAAGGAAAUCGCGUCAGCAGCAAAGUUCAGAACCAUGCUGCUCGUCAUCGUCACUCUGUCUUAUGCCCCUGGAUCCAUCUCCCCGGUGGUGACAUUUGGCGCAUACACAGCCAUCGCACAAAAGGAUCAUACUACCCUAGACUCGAACCGCAUUUUCACGUCCCUCGCCCUCCUUACUCUCGUCACACAGCCCUUGAACGAGCUGUUCGCGCACCUUCCCAAUAUCUUUGCCUCCAUUGCCUGCUUCGGCCGCAUCCAAGCCUUCCUUCUAUCCCCGGAGACGUCCGCCAAGUCGGACGCCCGCAGUCCGUCGAGCAAGCUCGGCAGCACCUCCUCCAUCAGCGAAUCGCAGAGCGGCUCGUCGGUCCGCCAAGAGUCCGAGAAGCAGGCUACUACAACGGUGACCUCCAUUUUGGACCCUCUGGUCAGUGGAAACGCCAUUGAGAUACGCAAUGCCAAGUUCGGAUGGAAAGCGGAUGCGGAUCCGGCCCUGACUGACCUCACGUUGGACAUCCCACAUGGGAAGCUCACGAUGAUUGUCGGCCCCGUUGCCUCUGGAAAGUCGACUCUCCUGAAGGCCAUCUUGGGCGAGACCCCGGUUGCAGAGGGAACCAUUAGCCGGUCAUCUGACAGCAUCGCCUUCUGUGACCAAGUUCCCUGGCUAACAAACGAGACUCUCCGUCGCAACGUCACUGGCUUCUCUCACUUUGAGGCGUCUUGGUACAGUACCGUUAUCAGAGCUUGUGCCUUGGAGGAAGACAUUGCGACCUUCCCGGAUGGCGACCAGGUAAUGGUUGGCAGCAAGGGCGUUACGCUCAGUGGUGGUCAGAAGCAGCGAGUGGCAAUUGCCCGUGCCGUCUAUUCCCGACGUGACUUUAUCCUUUUCGACGACGUCUUCAGCGGCCUCGACUUUGAGACGCAGACUCGCGUCUUCAACAACCUCUUUGGAACAUCUGGCCUGUUAAGGCAGAGCAAUAUCACCGCACUAUUCGUCACCCAUGCUGUGCACAUUCUUCCUCAAGCAGACUACAUCAUCACGCUUGACCAGACCGGCACAGUCGCUUCUCGCGGAACAUUUGCGGAGCUCAACAAGCAGCCUGGCUAUAUCAGCAAGUUCGGUCUGAUCACGAAGGAAGACGCGAUCCAGCGCGACGCCAUUCAAGAUAACGGGAAAUCAGCAUUCCAGCCUCAGCAGAAACAGACGGCCGCAGAUAGCGCUGUUGAUGAGGAGACACAGCGCUUGGGUGAUCGUUCGGUCUAUAAGUACUACUUCGAGGCAACUGGUCCCCGCAGUGUCAUCAUUUUCUUCGUCCUGCAGAUUAUCUGGGUUUUCCUGACGAAGUUCCCUGAAAUUUGGCUUUCUUGGUGGGGUGAGGCAAACGACCGGCAUCCUAACCAGGAGGUCGGCAAGUACAUGGGCGUUUAUACCGCGCUUCAGGUCCUCUCGCUGGUUGCGUUGGCAGUGGUCUGCUGGCACACCGUACUUGGCAUGGCCGUGACCUCUGGUGUCAAGCUUCACUGGAUCCUGCUCGAGAAGGCUCUCCGCGCGCCUCUGUCCUUCUUCGGCACAACGAACACUGGCUCCAUCGUCAACAGGUUCAGUCAAGAUAUCCAAUUGAUUGACGCCGAGUUGCCAAUCGCUCUCCUCAAUGUUGCUGCCAACGGACUCAUUUGCAUUGCUCAGGCUUUGAUGAUCAUUCCCGCAUCUUAUCAGCUUAUUGCAGUCUUCCCGUUCCUCGGCGGCGUUCUCUGGAUCAUUCAAAGAUUCUACCUGAGGACUUCGCGCCAGCUCCGUUUCCUAGAGCUCGACGCCAAGGCCCCCAUGUACUCCCAAUUCCUUGAGACUCUGAGUGGCCUGUCCACAAUCCGCGCCUUCGGCUGGCAAAAGGACUUGACGACCCUGAUGCGAGACCGCCUAGACACCUCGCAGAAGCCAAUGUACCUCCUCUACAGCAUCCAGCGCUGGCUCACCCUCGUCCUCGACCUCACCGUCGCCGCUCUCGCCGUCGUCCUCAUCUCCGUCGCCGUCGCACUGCACGGCCGCGUCGGCGCGGGCUUCGCCGGUGUCGCCUUGUACAACAUCAUGGGUCUCAGCAGCGCCAUGAAGGCGGCCAUCACCGUCUGGACUGUUCUCGAGACUUCCAUCGGUGCCGUCGCGCGCGUGAAGACCUUUGCUGAACAGACGCCCGCCGAGAGCGAGGCCCCGGAGCCGCAGACGCCACCAGAGUCUUGGCCUGAGAGCGGAGCGAUUAGCUUCAACAAUGUCAGCUCUUCGUAUGGUGAGGCCAUGGACCCCGUUCUCUCAUCGGUUUCCUUCACCGUUUUGCCUGGUCAAAAAGUCGGCAUUUGCGGUCGGAGCGGAAGUGGGAAGAGUUCUCUCCUUCUCACCCUCCUUCGCCUCAUCGACUGCAAUGAGGGUCAGGUCCUCAUCGACGGUGUUGAUGUUGCGACCAUGCCGCGGGAGGUACUACGUCAACGCCUGAACGCGCUUCCUCAAGAACCUCCCUUUUUCAACGGCAGUGUGCGCCUCAACUGCGAUCCCGAAGGCACGACUUCGGACGAGAGCAUUUGUGAGGCGCUUCGCGCUGUUUGCCUCUGGGACGUAAUUGAAGAGAAGGGCGGACUCGACGCAGACUUCACGGAUGACUUCUUCUCCCACGGCCAGAAACAGGUCUUCUGCCUGGCGAGAGGUAUCCUACACCCAUCAAAGAUUGUGGUCAUGGAUGAGGCUACUAGCAGUGUUGAUGUCGACACGGAGAAGAAAAUGAUGACUGUCAUUCGGGAACGGUUCGCAGACGCGACCAUCAUCUCGGUGGCUCACCGCCUCGACACCGUUCUCGACUUUGACAAGAUUAUCAUUCUGGAGAAGGGCGUCAUUGUCGAGGAAGGCUGCCCUGCAGAGCUUCUCGGCCGCGCGUCUGCGUUCCGAACACUCUACGAAUCCUUCCACAGCUAG